Messenger RNA from Phodopus roborovskii (desert hamster), 4809 nucleotides. RefSeq names its product triggering receptor expressed on myeloid cells 1. Gene Ontology annotation, biological process: cytokine production involved in immune response; neutrophil-mediated killing of gram-negative bacterium; neutrophil chemotaxis. The coding region runs from base 30 to 704 and encodes 224 amino acids. The record is from RefSeq and is a predicted model, not a curated record. The transcript has 4 exons. NCBI's taxonomy places the organism in Eukaryota, Metazoa, Chordata, Mammalia, Rodentia, Cricetidae.
ACAGAGGCAGUUGGAGCUGAACCUGGAGGAUGAGGAAGGCUGGGCUCCUGGGGCUACUCUGGAUGUUCCUUGGGUUAGAAGUCCAAGCUGCCACUGAUCCAGAUGAGGAAAGGUAUGACUUAGUUGAGGGACAGACCUUGACAGUGGGCUGUCCCUUCAACAUCAUGAAGUACUCCAGCAGCCGGAAGGCUUGGCAGAGGCUGCCAGACGGAAAGGAGCCCUUGACACUGGUGGCCACAGAGAAGUCGUCUGCAAAACCCAGUGAAGUCCACAUGGGGAAGUACACCCUGAAAGAUGGUGAGGCCAUGUUACAUGUCCAAAUGACUGACGUUCGAGUGACAGACUCUGGAUUGUAUCGCUGUGUGAUUUAUCGCCCUCCCAACGACCCUGUCCUACUCUUCCAUCCUGUCCGCCUGGUGGUGACCAAGGAUUCUUCAAGUCUGGUCACCCCUCACAUCAUUCCGACUAAAGUUCCUGACCUUUUUACCACAGAAAACAUGCACAGAGACACAGCUAUGACCCAACCCUUACCUAAGUCCACAGAUGUUGUCUCUUCUCCUGACCCUGGAGUCACCUUCACAAAUGCAACAAACGUUCCCAGGGUCUCCACGUCCAGCAUUGUUGUCCCUGUGGUCUGUGGACUCUUCAGUAAGACCCUGGUCUUCACGGUCUUGUUCGCUGUCACACAGAAGUCAUUUGGAUGACAGACCAUGAUGCCACGCACAGUGACCUCUGACUUUCAGCCAUGUCUGUCUCACGGGAGGAGCUGGGGGUGGGGGCUAAGGAGGGCCUGUAAUCGUGGGUGGCAUCUAAGGCUCAGGAUGUCCUGCUGGCCCUGCUCACCCCCUCAGUCCACCCUCAUCCUUGCUGUGUGCUGUGCACCUCAGAAGAGGGCAAACUGCCCAGGCCUCUGGCCAUUGUGCCUGAGUAGACCAGUUGGCCUGCAAUAAAGACAGAACCCAGUGCUCCUAGUGACACCUUCCAUGGAAGUCGGGAGAUUUAGGGGUCAUCACUGUUCACCCUGCCCCUGUCCUUCCCUUGGGCGGUGCAAUUCUAGCCACCUGGGCCGGGCCCUUGCUCAUGAAGCAGCCUGCUCUCCCAGCCUCCGGGGGCCUUCCUCUCUGGGAAUCCGGCACUCAGAUUUGUCUUCAUCUGUGGUCUUCUGAACACCUGCAAUCAUGGACCAAGAAGACAAGAUCCCACCUUGAGGCUUAUGCAACUGGGAGAGAGAAAUCGAGCUGGUUGCUGUUGUCUGGGAAACUCUUGGAGAAGGAGAUGGCAUCCAUAGGAUUACAUCAGUACAUGCACCAACAUGUGUGUGCCUUUAUCAUUGACUCCUCAGUGCAACCGGUGAAGACCAGGGUGCAUGUGACCAGAGGGAGGCCACAGGAGUAGCAGGCCAUCACCUUCUGGCAGGAGUAAAGUCUAGAGAGUUCCCUUGCUGAAGGGCUCCAAAGGCAGAAAUGGAGAGCCAGGGCUCCGCUUCCAGCUGAAUGCCGUCUUCCUGGCCUGAGACAGGGGCUGGCAUGGCAGGGGCAGGAGCCCAUCCCAGGCUGGGGAGGCUGUCCCUGCUGUGCCCCCCCCACUCACCUCCUGUUACCUCUGUCUCCUCCCAGGUGGCCCUGAUGCUGUUUCUGGGACACACGGUCGUUUUCUUGUUUCCCAUCUCUUUGGGCUGUAAGGACAAAGGGACCCCGUGGGUGAGGAGAGGAUGGUGUGUUAGCUCAUUCUACUUCAGCAAUGGCUGGGGCCAACUGCAUCCUAAGGUUCCCAAGAGCAAGCACAUCUCACCACGCGGCAUCUCAGUCAGGAGGCUGAGGCGUAGCUGCUCCUCCACCUCAGGCCAGGAAAGCGCCUUCCUGGCAGGGAGGCUUUCCCCUACUCCGUGCAGAGAUUCCAAGCCUUAGGCAUGCUUCCAGGACGUUUCCCUGUGAACACAGCUCUCGGUAUGAUCCUGCACUGAUGAGACACAGGGCAUUGCCCACCCCACAGUCUCAUGUUGGGAGAGGCCUCGCUGGAAUUCUUUUCCUUGGUGCUCUGGCAUGAGUCUUUGGAGGAUUGACCCAGAAGGUGGUCUUCUCAGAGUGUUUGUUUCUGCCCAAAGAACCAAGCAGGAGGCUAUGGCCCAGUCAAGGCCAAGGUGGUGUAGUGCUUGCCACAGAAGCUUGAGGACCUGCGUGCUAGCCACAGAGACCAUGUGAAAAAGCUGGGUUAGCAGUGGCAGGCGGUUCCCUGGGGCUUGCUGGCCAGCUAGAGACCCUCUCCCUGCCAGUGAGAGAUCAUGUCUUAAAACAAAGAAACAGAAAAACAAAAAAAAAAAAAAACCAGGGAGGAAAGCUACACACACACACACACACACACACACACACACACACACUUGCAAACGUUGUGUGGUGUCUGCUGUUACAGUUCUUUGCUUGUCAGCUUGCUGUAGCCUAGAAGUCAGCUAUGAAGAGAGUCUCAGUGGGGAACUGCCCCCUGCAGGCAUGUGUAUGCCUCCCCGUCUUGACUGAUGGUUGAGGUGGGAACGCUCACCCCGUAUAUGGUCAGCACCAUUUCAUAGACUGUACCCUGUGCCCUAUACGAAUAAGGAAUCCGAGCUGGUCAGAAGCAGGCAGACCACAAGAAUGCAGCUGUUCAUCCUCUCUCUGCUCUUGACUUGGGGUGUGGUGUGCCCGGCCACUCUGAGUUCCUGCCUUGACUUCCCUGCAAUAAUGGACAGUGACCUGGAACUGUAAGCCAAGUGACCCCUUCCCCUCACCGAUUUCUUCUCAGCAGCAGAAUGAGAUCAGGGAAAUGGUGCCCAUCUGAACUCUAGCAGCUGGGAGGCUGAGGCAAGAAGACACAGGGUUCGAGGACAGUCUGGACUCCAUGAUGGAAUCCCGUCUCAAAAAGAAAAAUACACAAAAACAAGGAGUAGUUUAGACUCAGUGACUGUACUCAUGGUACACACUGUCUGUGUCCUCAAGAUAGCUGGCCUAGCUGGAGUCUUGGGCCAGAAUCACUUAGGCUGUUUGUUAAAAAUGCAGAUCUUGGCCUUUCUGCAAGCCUCUGCAAGACUCAGAGCCUCCGAGGGUAGAACCCAGAUGCCCAGCUUCAUGAGUAAUCUAGCCAUAUGGCCCUACUGAGAACUAUGGGUGGAAUGACAUUAAAGAUGACUCAAGGUCUGAGGACAUGCCUCGGUUGGUAAAGCCCAGAGACAACCAAAACACCAGAUGUGGUGAUGAACACACAUAGUCCAGCUCUGGGAGACAGGCAGCCAGGCUACUUGGCGGGCGAGGUUCAUGCCAAUGAGAUAUCCUGUCUCGGAAAAACAAGGCGGUGUCUGGAUAAUGACAUCAGAUUGGCCCCUGGCCUCGGAAGGUGGCAAGUCCGUAUGUCUCAACAUCAUUGGCUUGGGGAGAACUGUGUGAGGGCUCAGUGGACGUGACAAUGUCUUGGAGCCCAGAGACCGCAGGUGUGGUGGAGAAUGGCAGUCACAGAGAGUUUCCCAACAAACCUGUGAUGUCACAGCUGGGAGGAGCCUGUCUGAGGGACUCUUGUUUCUUCAUUUUCCCCGGGCAGUGUCCUCUUGUCACAUUUCCCUCACGGUUUCUCAAUGGGACAAAGCAGUGGCGCAUCAGGAAGCAGAAGUGAGUCAGCAUCUAAGCGGGCAGCAUGAUCCAACCGUACGUAAGAGCUUGGCCCCUUGUCUCUGGCCGCUGGCAGAUAGCACUCCCAGGAAGGAGCAUCAGAUGGAGGAGACAGGGACUUGGGGUGCACAGCUGCCUCUAUGGCCGGGUCUGUUGCUCUGCAUCUCGGGUAAGGAGAGGUAGGUGAGGAACGGAACGUAGAGGAUGGGGUGCCAGCAAGAGGAAUGGACGGUAGUCCUGCUGAAAGAAUGGAGUUAGAGCAUCGUGACCCAGCAGGGAACAGGCCAUGAACAAGCUGGAGGUUCUUCUGGGCCAUAUUGAAGUUGAGAAAGUUAUGUGGUGGCAACCAGACUACCCAGGGCUGUGCUGAUACCCACCUAAAGGCAAACCUGGGAAGCAAUCUACGUUAAAGGGCCAGUCAACCACAGGACGGCAUAAAUGGCGUGCAUAUAACAAAGUUAUCCUCAGAAUCACCAGCAGGUUGAUGGGAAACACAUGACUCAGUAUUUCACACAUAAUAAACAAUUAAUAAACUUAUAGGGGAUGAUGGCCGUAAGUGUAAACUGGCAUGGGUGGCCCGUGGCAUGAGAGGCCAAGAAGGAAGAAAGGUUAGUGCUGUUGGCUCUUGUUCAGUGGAUGCUCCUCUGGGCAGAUGGACAGAAGGGAGGACACCAGGGAUGAGCUGAAAGGGCCACGUGCCAGGCAGCAAUGGGCAUGUCUGAGCCUCCAUAUAUAGAAUAGAAAACAAUACGGGUAUGGUGGUGUAUACCUAUCAUCCAGCAGUCAGGAGGCUGAGUAAGGUAUGGUGGUGUAUACCUAUCAUCCAGCAGUCAGGAGGCUGAGUAAGGUAUGGUGGUGUAUACCUAUCAUCCAGCAGUCAGGAGGAUGAGUUGGGAGGGCUGCCAUGAGUCUGAAGCAGCCUAGGCUAUGUGUUGAGUUCAGAUCAGCCUGGGUUGCAAAGCGAGACCUUGGGAAGAAAGAAAGAAAUGAAGAAGAAGAGAGAGAAGGAAAAAGAAAAAAUGCAGGACAGGAAGACAGACAGGUGGAUGGCUGCCUGCACAUGACACACAUUUCUAGAAAAAGGAAUGAUGAUGUAAUCCUGGUAGAGAUAUUUUGUAACUUUUCAAAUGAAAAAUAUGCAUCCUAUAAAAUGCAGAUAAAAUAUUUACUGCAAACA